AUGGGUAUAAAAGGAGCGAUAAAGCUUGGGUUAGGGUUUCUGAUGAGCGAUCGCCCCAGCAAGAAACAGAGGAGGGCGCCGUCGUCGUCACAAGAAAUCGCGGCGCCGAUCGCAGCGGCGCCAGUCGAUGAUGAUGUCGAGUACAUCGAGGCGGAGGAGGAAGAGCCAGAAGAGAACACGAAACAAAAGGAUUUCAGCGCGCUCGAGCUGAAAUCGGACCAUGACAGGCGGCCGAUCCUUGUCGGCUGCGAUGGUCGAAUUUUUCUCGAGACUUUCUCCCCGCUCUACAAGCAAGCUUACGAUUUUCUCAUUGCGGUUGCGGAGCCAGUGUGCAGGCCAGAGCAUAUGCACGAGUACAGCCUCACUCCACAUUCUCUCUACGCUGCCGUAUCGUUUGGUUUGGAAACGUCCGCCGUGAUCACCGUGCUCGAGCGCCUGUCCAAGGCCAAGUUGCCAUCGACAGUGUUGGAUUUCAUCCGGAAAGCAACUCUCAAUUGUGGCAAAGCCAAGCUCGUUCUUCAAAAAAAUCGCUACUUUAUUGAGUCGCCGAAUGACGAGAUAUUUAAGAAAUUCUUGAACGACCCUGUUAUCGCCCGAGCGAGGAUAUUCAACACGACUCAGAUAUCUGUUUCUGCCGAGAGCCUACCGACAGACUUGGAGUCUCUGACGGGUGAAGUAGCGGAGGAGCGAAAAGUUCACUCUUUUGAAAUCGAUCCAGAUCAGGUGGAGCUUGUAAAACAGCGCUGCCUGUCACCUGAUUUAAGUUAUCCAUUGCUUGAAGAAUACGACUUUAGAAAUGAUACGGUAAAUCCUGAGUUGAGUAUCGAGCUCAAACCUCAGGCUCAACCUCGGCCGUAUCAAGAAAAGAGCCUGAGCAAGAUGUUUGGAAAUGGUCGUGCGAGGUCGGGAAUAAUUGUUCUUCCUUGUGGAGCUGGUAAAUCACUCGUUGGAGUAUCUGCAGCAUGCCGCAUUCGGAGAAGCUGUCUCUGCUUGGCCACUAACGCCGUGUCCGUGGAUCAAUGGGCGUUUCAGUUCAAGCUCUGGUCGACCAUUCGUGACGAUCAGAUUUGCAGAUUCACAUCAGACAGCAAAGACAAAUUCAAAGGAAACGCAUGCGUUAUUGUUACCACUUACAAUAUGGUCGCUUUCAAGGGAAAGAGAUCGGAAGAGUCUGAGAAAGUGAUUGAGCUCAUAAGAAGCCGUGAAUGGGGCUUGCUUCUUAUGGACGAGGUGCAUGUCGUGCCAGCUCAUAUGUUUCGAAAAGUGAUUAGCAUCACCAAGUCGCACUGCAAGCUUGGACUAACUGCCACUCUUGUGAGAGAGGACGAGCGUAUUACUGAUUUGAACUUUCUGAUUGGUCCAAAACUUUACGAAGCAAACUGGCUAGACCUCGUGAAAAAUGGCUACAUUGCCAACGUUCAGUGCGCGGAGGUCUGGUGUCCCAUGACGAAAGAGUUUUAUGCAGAGUAUCUGAAGAAGGAAAACAAGAAACAGCAGGCCUUAUACGUCAUGAACCCAAACAAGUUUCGAGCUUGCGAGUUUCUUGUUCGCUUUCAUGAGCAGCAGCGCGGUGACAAGAUUAUAGUUUUCUCUGAUAAUCUUUUUGCACUGCGAGAGUAUGCUACUAAACUGAAGAAGCCUUUCAUAUACGGUCCUACGAGUCAUCAAGAGCGGACAAAGAUUCUAUACGCCUUUAAGCACAGUCUUGAUGUGAACACCGUAUUUCUGUCAAAGGUUGGAGACAAUUCAAUCGACAUACCAGAGGCAAAUGUGAUCAUCCAAAUAUCAUCACAUGCUGGUUCUAGACGGCAGGAAGCACAGCGGCUGGGGCGAAUUUUAAGAGCAAAGGGAAAACCAUGUGACCGAGUAAGAGGUGGCUCGGAAGAGUACAAUGCUUUCUUUUACUCCUUGGUCUCGACAGAUACACAGGAGAUGUAUUAUUCAUCUAAGAGGCAGCAGUUUCUCAUCGACCAGGGAUAUAGUUUCAAGGUGCUUACAAAUUUGCCACCAUCUGAUAGUGGCACAGAUUUGAGCUACAGUAACCUACAAGAUCAAAUGGAUCUAUUGUUAAAGGUUUUAAAUGCGGGAGAAGAUGCCGCUGGUGUCGAGAAACUGGAACACGAUGCAGAUGAUAUUGCCAACUUGAAAAUUCGUCGCACAGCUGGGUCCAUGAGCGCGAUGUCUGGUGCCAAAGGUAGAUUGUAUACAGAAUUCAGUGGACGAGGCAAACCGCGCGACCCUAACAAGCGACAUAAUCUGUUCAAAACCAGAUACAAAUAGGAGGGAAACGAUUCAGCUCAUCGCACACCUCGUCCAUGCACACGCCAGAGCAAGUUCGUGUCGCCUUUUUUCGUGUCUGGGAGGUGACGAAUCUGGAAACAAAACCGUGCUUGUCAGAUCCAGCCUGCAGUCUGCUUUGUAUUGUUAGGAGCAAGUCAUUUGGAUCUCAAGCAGUAAGUCUAUUGUGCUGUCCAGAGUUUCCUGGUUGGCUCGAAAGAGAUUCUAGCAUCUAAAAUAGGAUCUUUAUAUACUGAAUUGCGAGUUUAGUUAAUGCAUUUUAUGUUAAAUAAGAGGUCAAGUGAAUGUA
Selaginella moellendorffii is the source of this 2587-nucleotide messenger RNA. RefSeq names its product general transcription and DNA repair factor IIH helicase subunit XPB1. The transcript is spliced from 18 exons. Gene Ontology annotation, molecular function: hydrolase activity; DNA binding; 3'-5' DNA helicase activity. Gene Ontology annotation, biological process: transcription initiation at RNA polymerase II promoter; nucleotide-excision repair. Gene Ontology annotation, cellular component: transcription preinitiation complex; nucleotide-excision repair factor 3 complex; transcription factor TFIIH holo complex. The coding region runs from base 1 to 2280 and encodes 759 amino acids. The record is from RefSeq and is a predicted model, not a curated record. Lineage: Eukaryota; Viridiplantae; Streptophyta; Lycopodiopsida; Selaginellales; Selaginellaceae.